Messenger RNA from Choloepus didactylus (southern two-toed sloth), 1858 nucleotides. It is a transcript of the gene SUMF2, whose product is annotated as sulfatase modifying factor 2. Gene Ontology annotation, cellular component: endoplasmic reticulum. The transcript has 9 exons. The coding region runs from base 148 to 1077 and encodes 309 amino acids. The record is from RefSeq and is a predicted model, not a curated record. NCBI's taxonomy places the organism in Eukaryota, Metazoa, Chordata, Mammalia, Pilosa, Megalonychidae.
CUGGAACGCUCUAGAGGGCAGCGCGCGCGUGCACGCGCAGGUCACGGCAGCCGACGUGGUGCGUGCGCUGCGCACGCGCGGCAAGAGGCGCUGUGUGUGUGGAGCUGCUUGCGGAGCUAAUUGUACUUCCAGGCUCGCGCUCCGGACAUGGGGUCCUUGCUGUUCCUGCUCUUCUUGCUGUCGCUCCUAUCCGUCCUGUGGCUUGAGCGAGGGAAUGGACAGACUAUUAGUAUGGUCCAGCUGCCAGGUGGGAGAUUCCAGAUGGGAACAAAUUCUCCAGAUGGCAGAGAUGGUGAAGGGCCUGCCCGGGAGGUGACAGUAAAACCUUUUGCCAUUGACAUAUUUCCUGUUACCAACAAAGAUUUCAGGGAGUUUGUCAGGGAGAAAAAGUACCAGACAGAGGCUGAGACAUUCGGGUGGAGCUUUGUCUUUGAGGACUUUGUCUCCGAUGAGCUGAGAAACAAAACAACCCAGCAAAUGCAGUCUGUUCUCUGGUGGCUUCCAGUGGAAAGGGCAUUUUGGAGGCAGCCUGUCUCCCUCCACCUUGGCUAUCAGCCUGCAGGUCCCGGUUCUGGCAUCCGAGAGAGACUGGAGCUCCCAGUUGUACAUGUGAGCUGGAACGAUGCCCGUGCCUACUGUGCCUGGCGGGGGAAACGGCUGCCCACUGAGGAAGAGUGGGAGUUUGCUGCCCGAGGGGGCUUGAAGGGUCAGAUUUACCCAUGGGGGAAUCGGUUCCAGCCAAACCGCACCAACCUGUGGCAGGGAAAGUUUCCCACGGGUGACAAGGCUGAGGAUGGCUUCCAUGGCGUCUCCCCAGUGAAUGCCUUCCCCCCUCAGAAUGCCUAUGGGCUCUAUGACCUCGUGGGCAACGUGUGGGAGUGGACGGCCUCCCCAUACCAGGCCACUGGUCAGGACAUGCGUGUGCUCCGGGGGGCAUCCUGGAUCGACACAGCCGAUGGCUCUGCCAAUCACCGGGCCCGGGUCACCACCAGGAUGGGCAACACUCCAGAUUCAGCCUCAGACAACCUAGGCUUCCGCUGUGCUUCCAGUGUCGGCCGGCUGCCUGGGGAGCUGUGAGCAGCCAUGCAGAGACAAGAAGAGUCCUCCAUGGUCCCCACGUCAUUCCCUGACCUUACUCCAAACACAGCCAGGCCUCAACCAGUGGCCUCUCCAACUUCAGCCUCAGGAACAACCUCCUUCCCCUUCUCCCUCUGCAUAACAGGAGCCUCUCACCAGGGCGGAAGAGCCUCUAAACCUCAGAGCAGGGGUCCUGGUCUUGGAGGAGAGGCCCGACUUGUUGACUGUGGCCAGGAACUGGGUGUUUCUACUUGAGGUCCAGUAUUAACCAUAUAGGGGCCAAAUGCUCGAACAGUUGAAGUAGAAUGUUCUAAAAAUUUUUAAAUCUGUUCUCUCCCACUUUCUCCCUCUCUGAAUGAGGAAUCUGACAUUGUUUCCUCAAAAUAGAAUUUCCCCACAGUUUUCCCCUCCACCUAGCAAAUUGCCUUAGAAGGAAAAGGCUUCCUUCAUUUGCCUUAUCUGUAUUUUUUGUCUCUCUGAAGGAACCUCAUUUCCACUCUGCUAUGUAAAAUGUAGUGACUUGGGCUCUUUAAAGCACAGUGUCAAUCUUAAAAGGGUGGGCACUGGGAGAACCAAAUGACGACCCAGAUGGUGAAGCUGAGCAGUGUGGGAGUCGGGAGGUAAAUAAUACUCCAGAGAGACACAUAUCACAAGCUUCCCCUUCUAUUGUUAAUUAUUUAUGGGCUUCCCAACACCGCUAAAAUCAUGUCCCUGGAGAGUAACCUGCUCCCAUGCUGUCACUGGACAUUGUCAGGUUAGUAAAACCUCCUGUGAUUGUGUA